Aspergillus pseudoviridinutans is the source of this 354-nucleotide messenger RNA. RefSeq lists its product as uncharacterized. Lineage: Eukaryota; Fungi; Ascomycota; Eurotiomycetes; Eurotiales; Aspergillaceae. The coding region runs from base 1 to 354 and encodes 117 amino acids. The record is from RefSeq and is a predicted model, not a curated record. The transcript has 2 exons.
AUGACUGUUUAUGCUGUACCUAAUAAUCCCAGCAAUUUACCCUGGCAGAGUGGCUCGCACUCCCCAGAACAGGGUGGAUUGGCCACCGCACAAACACUUAGGGAAGCGCCAACGACUGACACCCCUCAAAAUCAACGAAAGUCAGCCAGUAACCCGUGCAAGAAGAUUGGUCCACGACUGGCUCACCGAAAAUCGCGAAACGGAUGCCAGCGAUGUCGCGCUCGUAGAGUUAAGUAUGCCGAGACUGUCAUAGACAUGGGGUCACCUGUCUUUAUGACAGGCCGGAAGGUCAAGGUCCUCGCGCUCAAACCGAACCGCAACGCAGCUCCCCUCCCCCUGCCCGGUCGAAGAUAG